Grammomys surdaster is the source of this 3160-nucleotide messenger RNA. It is a transcript of the gene Mospd2, whose product is annotated as motile sperm domain containing 2. The coding region runs from base 148 to 1704 and encodes 518 amino acids. The transcript has 15 exons. Lineage: Eukaryota; Metazoa; Chordata; Mammalia; Rodentia; Muridae. The record is from RefSeq and is a predicted model, not a curated record.
UUCCUUCUACGUUCCGGUGUCACGCGACCCCCUCCCCCUCCCUCCCUUCUUGGUCUACCUUUGGGCUGGGCUGGCUGGUGAUGAGACACUUGGCUGCCUGUGGAAAGAGCGACGGCUACAAUUACAAUCGAUUCCGCGACUGUGACCAUGGCCGAGAAUAACGCCCAGAAUAAAGCCAAGCUAAUCUCUGAGACCCGGCGGAGAUUCGAAGCUGAGUAUGUGACAGAAAAGUCAGAAAAAUAUGAUCCACGUGAUAUUGAAAGGCUUCAGCAAGAUGAUAACUGGGUUGAAAGUUACUUACAUGGGAGACAUAACAUUGUGGAUGAAACACUGAAGAUGCUUGAUGAGAGUUUUCAGUGGAGGAAAGAAUUCUCUGUGAAUGACCUUAGUGAAUCCUCUAUUCCAAGAUGGUUAUUAGAACUUGGUGGUAUUUAUCUCCACGGUUAUGACAAAGAAGGUAACAAAUUAUUCUGGAUCAGAGUGAAGUUUCACAUAAAAGACCAGAAAACCAUAAUGGACAAGAAGAAGCUCAUAGCAUUCUGGUUGGAACGAUAUGCCAAGAGAGAAAACGGGAAGCCUAUCACAGUGAUGUUUGACAUGUCCGAAACUGGACUCAAUAGCAUAGACAUGGACUUUGUACGAUUUAUCAUCAACUGCUUUAAGGUGUAUUACCCCAAAUACCUCUCAAAAAUAGUGAUCUUUGAUAUGCCUUGGAUAAUGAAUGCUGCUUUCAAAAUUGUGAAAAGCUGGCUUGGCCCUGAAGCAGUAAGCUUGUUGAAGUUUACAAGUAAGAAUGAAAUCCAGGAGUAUGUCAGUGUGGAAUACCUGCCUCCCCACAUGGGUGGGACAGAUCCUUUCAAGUAUAGCUACCCACCACUGGUAGAUGAUGACUUCCAGACACCACUGUGUGAAAAUGGGCCAAUUGCCAGUGAGGAUGAAACCUCAAGUAAAGAAGAUAUAGAAGGUGAUGGUAAAGAAACCUUGGAAACGAUUUCUAAUGAGGAGCAACCAGCUCUGUCCGAAAAGAGUAACCCAACUGAGUCUACUUCCAAAAAAGAUGAAAAUGAAAAAGUUGAUUCAAAGACGAAAACUUUUAAAAAGCCAUUGAGUGUUUUUAAAGGACCCUUAUUACACAUCAGCCCAGCAGAGGAAUUAUAUUUUGGAAGCAUUGAAUCUGGAGAGAAGAAAACUCUGAUAGUGUUGACAAAUGUCACCAAAAAUAUCGUGGCCUUUAAGGUGAGAACCACAGCUCCGGAAAAAUACAGAGUCAAGCCAAGCAACAGCAGCUGCGAUCCCGGAGCUUCGGUUGAUAUCCUCGUUUCUCCACAUGGCGGCUUAACAGUCUCUGCCCAAGACCGGUUUCUGAUAAUGGCUGCUGAAAUGGAGCAGUCAUCUAGCACAGGGCCUGCAGAACUGACUCAGUUCUGGAAGGAAGUUCCAAGAAGCAAAGUGAUGGAACACAGGUUAAGAUGCCAUACAGUUGAGAGCAGCAAACCAAACAGUCUCAUGCUGAAGGACAGCAUUUCUGCCAUAUCAGAUAAAACCAGUGAAGAUCUGUACCUGCAACUCAAUCGUUUACUAGAAAGCAAUAGGAAACUCGAAGACCAACUGCAGCGCUCUAUCUGGUUCCAACAGCUACUGCUUGCCUUAACAAUGGUCUUGCUUGCUUUUGUUGUUUCUUUCUUUUAUUCAUUAUACAAUUAAAAAAGUGGCACCUGGUUGAAACCAUAAAACUCCUUCAGACAUUAUCUGGAGAAGGUAUACAGACCCCACCCAAGCUUUUCCACCCAGCUACCAGAACUACUAUACAUCCGGGCUUCCUACAAGGAAAUAUGCAGCACAUAGAAGGGUGCCUAUCUAAUAAGUUAUUUGGCUAGAGAGAUGUUCAAGGCAUUGAUUAUUAGAGACUAUAGCUAGUUAGGAAACUAAGUAAAGGUAUUUGCAUUGUAUAAAUUGAUAGCUUAAAUGUAAUUUAUUUUUUCUUUUUGAUUUGAAUGCUUUCAAAGCAAAGUUUUAUCAUGUAAAUACACUAGGUGAGCUGAAAAGUCUAAGUAAUAUGCCUUGUUGUAGCCAAAAGAAAAUGUAGUCUGCUUUUUUUAAAAAAUUACAGAAUUACUAGCUGAGUUGACUUAUUAGUUUUUCUAUACUAUGUAUGUAAAAUAUGUAUAUUAAAAAGGAAGCAUACUUAACAGAGUAAUUUAUGUAAUCAUGACUUUGUAACUUGGAGAACUACUUCCAGAUGAUAGUCAAUAUUCUUUUGGAAUGUAAAGCUAUUUAAUGCCAAACCUCCUUAGCCUUUGUUUCUUGGUGUCACUGAGCACCCUGCCUCUUACUAAUCUGGGCUUUUUAAUGAAUAUUCUGUUUUCGAUACAAUAUGAAAAGCUACCUGUGUGGUUGGAUUUUCUUUGAUUUUUCUUAUCAGUGCCCAGAAGGAAUGUCUUGGAAAGAGCCUCCCUUUCUAGUCAAUUCUAUGCAGUUUCAUGCCUGUCCAGAAGUUUGGACACUGAACCUUUUGCCUGGUUUAUUAUAAGGGCCUACUUUUCCAUUGUUCCAUCUUCACCUUCAUUCCAGGGCAAAGGAGUCUCCUCUGUGGACCACAAAUUAUGCCACCUUCACACUCAUUUUUAAAUGAAAGGCAUUACGUAACAUUUUUUGAACAUCUGGUUGUUUUAGAUGUCCAUUACAAUAAGUAACCUUGGGUUCCAAAUGCUCCUUGUUAAAAUUGUUGGUAAGAAGGAAACUUUGAAAAGUAUUCAUGUAUGCAAAGUAAAAGCAAAGCAGAGAGGCUUAGAGAAUGGGAACUCUCACUCCCAGUGGCUUCUCUGGCCCACUCAGUACUCUGCAUUUGGUAUUCUUAGACUCACUCCUAUGGUUCCUAAAUUCCUACAGAGAUACACCUUGCAGAAGCAGAGGCUAAUGAAAUAGCUUUGUAUUAUCAUUAACAUGACCAGUUUCUGUCACUUUAGGUUCAAAUCUAUGUCUGCCUUUUUAAGGAAGAAAAGUACUCUGCCCAGCAAAUGACUAUUUAGCCAUGUUUGGAGAAUUAUUCUCAGUAGAGUUGGGCUCUCAUCUUGAAGAAGUUGAUUCCCAAACCGAGUUUUGAGGAGUAAUGUAACGAAGCUCCUUAAAAAGUCGGCUGAGGAAUAAAACCUUAAACGGA